AGGAGAGAGGCCAACGGCCGCCCGGGGCGAGGGGAGCCGGUAGGACGGGACCAGGACUGGCCGACCCGGCCCCGCGCGGGGAAGGGGGCGCCUUCCUCCCACAACACAAAACGAGCCUCGCCAGAGAAGACAAGGGCAGAAAGCACCAUGAGUGGGGGCCCAAUGGGAGGAAGGCCCGGGGGCCGAGGAGCACCAGCGGUUCAGCAGAACAUACCCUCCACCCUCCUCCAGGACCACGAGAACCAGCGACUCUUUGAGAUGCUUGGACGAAAAUGCUUGACGCUGGCCACUGCAGUUGUUCAGCUGUACCUGGCGCUGCCCCCUGGAGCUGAGCACUGGACCAAGGAGCAUUGUGGGGCUGUGUGCUUCGUGAAGGAUAACCCCCAGAAGUCCUACUUCAUCCGCCUUUACGGCCUUCAGGCUGGUCGGCUGCUCUGGGAACAGGAGCUGUACUCACAGCUUGUCUACUCCACCCCCACCCCCUUCUUCCACACCUUCGCUGGAGAUGACUGCCAAGCGGGGCUGAACUUUGCAGACGAGGACGAGGCCCAGGCCUUCCGGGCCCUCGUGCAGGAGAAGAUACAAAAAAGGAAUCAGAGGCAAAGUGGAGACAGACGCCAGCUACCCCCACCACCAACACCAGCCAAUGAAGAGAGAAGAGGAGGGCUCCCACCCCUGCCCCUGCAUCCAGGUGGAGACCAAGGAGGCCCUCCAGUGGGUCCGCUCUCCCUGGGGCUGGCGACAGUGGACAUCCAGAACCCUGACAUCACGAGUUCACGAUACCGUGGGCUCCCAGCACCUGGACCUAGCCCAGCUGAUAAGAAACGCUCAGGGAAGAAGAAGAUCAGCAAAGCUGAUAUUGGUGCACCCAGUGGAUUCAAGCAUGUCAGCCACGUGGGGUGGGACCCCCAGAAUGGAUUUGACGUGAACAACCUCGACCCAGAUCUGCGGAGUCUGUUCUCCAGGGCAGGAAUCAGCGAGGCCCAGCUCACCGACGCCGAGACCUCUAAACUUAUCUACGACUUCAUUGAGGACCAGGGUGGGCUGGAGGCUGUGCGGCAGGAGAUGAGGCGCCAGGAGCCACUUCCGCCGCCCCCACCGCCAUCUCGAGGAGGGAACCAGCUCCCCCGGCCCCCUAUUGUGGGGGGUAACAAGGGUCGUUCUGGUCCACUGCCCCCUGUACCUUUGGGGAUUGCCCCACCCCCACCAACACCCCGGGGACCCCCACCCCCAGGCCGAGGGGGCCCUCCACCACCACCCCCUCCAGCUACUGGACGUUCUGGACCACUGCCCCCUCCACCCCCUGGAGCUGGUGGGCCACCCAUGCCACCACCACCGCCACCACCGCCACCGCCGCCCAGCUCCGGGAAUGGACCAGCCCCUCCCCCACUCCCUCCUGCUCUGGUGCCUGCCGGGGGCCUGGCCCCUGGUGGGGGUCGGGGAGCGCUUUUGGAUCAAAUCCGGCAGGGAAUUCAGCUGAACAAGACCCCUGGGGCCCCAGAGAGCUCAGCGCUGCAGCCACCACCUCAGAGCUCAGAGGGACUGGUGGGGGCCCUGAUGCACGUGAUGCAGAAGAGAAGCAGAGCCAUCCACUCCUCCGGGUCUCGCUCUGUGUCCCAGGCUGGAGUACAGUGGUGCAAUCAUGGCUCAGUGCAGCCUCAACCUCCCAGGCUCAAGCGAUCCUCCCGCCUCAGCUCCCAAAGUAGCUGGGACUACAGGCGUGUGCCACCAUACCUGGCUAAUUUUUGGUGUUUUUUUGGUAGUGAUGAGCUCUCACUACCAAGCUCUCACUACUCUCAUGUUGCCCAGGCUGCUCUGCAACUCCAGGGCUCAAGCGAUCUGCCCCGCCUCAGCCUCCCAGAGUGCUGGGAUUACAGGCAUGAGCCACCAGGCCUGGCUGUUAACCUAAUCUUUUUAUAAUAAUGUUACUAUUACUCUCUUAAUCUGUCAGCAAUACUGUCACUAAUCCAUUAUAUGAUGCAAAUAUUAGUAUCAACCUACUAUAGGAACUUCAUCUUUCGACAAUGAUUUUUUUUUUCUUUUGAGACGGAGUCUUGCUCUGUCACCCAGGCUGGAGUGCAGUGGCGCGAUCUUGGCUAACUGCAGACUCUGCCUCCUGGGUUCAAGCGAUUCUCCUGCCUCAGCCUUCCGAGUAGCUGGGACUACAGGCACGCCACUACGCCCAGCUAAUUUUGAUGUUAUUGUCAUUAACCCCAUUAUGUGUCAAAAAUAUUAGCGUUAACCAGACAGGAAGCAAUAAUAUAUUAUCACACCUUUGCUAAUAUUAUUUAAAUUCACCCUAUUAUGUGAUAAAUAGGUUAACAUUAACCCUUUGUUUGACAAUAUCUCGACUAACCACAUUUUUGACAGCAUAAACUUCAACUCCAACUAGAACUCAGACCCCAACUAUAAUCCCUUUCUUGUCCCAAAUGGAAACUCUAACUUGCCCUCCUCUAGCAUGAGACCUCAGAACCCCAGGGUCCAGUCCUCACCUCCCAGGCCCUAUGAAGCCCCCCACCAACCUCCCAGGGCAUCUUAUCUUUCUCUUUCCCUCCAGACGAAGGGGAGGACCAGGCUGGCGAUGAAGAUGAAGAUGAUGAAUGGGAUGACUGAGUGGCUGAGUUACUUGCUGCCCUGUGCUCCUCCCCGCAGGACAUGGCUCCCCCUCCACCUGCUCUGUGCCCACCCUCCACUCUCCUCUUCCAGGCCCCCAACCCCCCAUUUCUUCCCCACCAACCCCUCCAAUGCUGUUAUCCCUGCCUGGUCCUCACACUCACCCAACAAUCCCAAGGCCCUUUUUAUACAAAAAUUCUCAGUUCUCUUCACUCAAGGAUUUUUAAAGAAAAAUAAAAGAAUUGUCUUUCUGUCUCUCUAUAAA
This is a messenger RNA of Homo sapiens (human), 2878 nucleotides long. RefSeq names its product WASP actin nucleation promoting factor (gene WAS). Gene Ontology annotation, molecular function: identical protein binding; actin binding. The record is from RefSeq and is a predicted model, not a curated record. The coding region runs from base 148 to 1920 and encodes 590 amino acids. Gene Ontology annotation, biological process: immune response; actin filament organization; defense response. Lineage: Eukaryota; Metazoa; Chordata; Mammalia; Primates; Hominidae. The transcript is spliced from 13 exons. Gene Ontology annotation, cellular component: phagocytic vesicle; cytoskeleton; cell-cell junction.